Molecule: messenger RNA, 2961 nt
Organism: Anoplopoma fimbria (sablefish)
Lineage: Eukaryota; Metazoa; Chordata; Actinopteri; Perciformes; Anoplopomatidae
Gene: rras2
Product: RAS related 2
Exons: 6
Coding region: 386-994 (202 amino acids)
Biological process (GO): signal transduction
Cellular component (GO): plasma membrane
Molecular function (GO): GTPase activity; GTP binding; GDP binding
Source: RefSeq, a predicted model, not a curated record
UCUAGCGCCAGACAUUAGUACUGGUCUGGUUGCUCACUCCUACCAUCGCAGCGCAAGCACCGCGGUGUCUACGGCAGAAACCCGGGCAGACGUAUGGACAGACGGCCGUAGCUCCGCAGACCCCUCUGUCGUCUAGACCCGUGCACUAAACGGACUAACACCGACGAGUCUUUAUUUCAUUAUUAUUUUUUUUUAGGUGGGGGGCACACACAUAUAUCUGGGCUCCUUUUUCUACGCUCCGGUCUCUCACACUGCAGGGCCUCUUCUUCAGUUUACUGGAAAGAAGAAAAAAAAAAGUGGGUGUUUUUCUUUUGCUGCUCACUGGUGUUCCGGCAGCAGCAGCAGCAGCAGCAGCGGCGGCGUAGAGCGCAGCGAAGUGUCCCCGAUGGCAGGCUGGAAGGACGGCUCGGUGCAGGAGAAGUAUCGGCUGGUCGUGGUCGGAGGCGGUGGUGUCGGGAAAUCAGCCCUGACUAUCCAGUUUAUUCAGUCGUACUUCGUCACCGACUAUGACCCCACGAUUGAAGACUCUUAUACCAAGCAGUGUGUGAUUGACGAAAGGGCGGCCAGGCUCGACAUCCUCGACACGGCUGGACAGGAAGAGUUUGGAGCCAUGAGAGAACAAUACAUGAGGACAGGGGAGGGCUUCCUGCUCGUCUUCUCAGUCACUGACAGAGGAAGCUUUGAGGAAAUCUACAAAUUCCAAAGACAAAUUCUCCGAGUGAAAGACAGAGAUGAAUUCCCUAUGAUCCUCGUAGGAAACAAAGCUGAUCUGGAACUACAGAGACAAGUAACCCAGGAAGAGGGCCAGCAGCUGGCCAGACAACUGAAGGUGACAUACAUGGAGGCUUCAGCCAAAAUUCGUAUGAACGUAGACCAGGCUUUCCACGAGCUGGUUAGAGUAAUCAGGAAAUUCCAAGAGCAGGAAUGUCCACCGUCGCCAGAACCUACAAGAAAAGAGAAAGACAAGAGCGGCUGCCAUUGUGUGAUCGUCUGAGUCGGCCUUAUCACUGUAACUCAUGCAGCUACUCUCUACCACCCCACCCACUCUGCCUAACAUCACAUCCUAAGGGGAUGACUGACCGCUGCCUUCUCCACGUGCAUGACUUCAGACAGCCUUUUCUGAGAUACUCUGACCAGGAAGUGCUGUCCCCAGGACAUCACUAUGGACAACUGACAAUGCCAAAUUUUAACACCACUCUACCUUCAGCCGUAAUCUAAUUCACACGAGGGAGUCCCAACACUAAACAUUGCCUUCUGAAUCAGCCUGACAAAAUUAAUGUUUUGUACUCUGAAGGACUUCUCUUGCCUUGUAGUGACAUUUGUACUUGCUACCGAGAUUGAAUGAAAACUAUAUAUCCAGAAUGUUAACGAGUUUCUUUAGUUGCCAGCGUCUGACCAGUGCAGAGAGAUUAUCUUAUUAAGCUUUGUGUAUGUCGUGCCAUAUCCACCUUUUAUGUGCUAAUCUGCUACUGUACAUAUGUGACAUUUGUUGUGAUUUUCAAAGUGUACUUCUAAUGAUCUAUUAAAUCACCACAGUACAGUGUGUGAGGUUGAGUUUGGUUUUACAUAUAUGAAAGUGAAUAUAUAUAUAAGUAUGUAUAUAAAUAUAAAGCCUAGACAGCCCUUAAAGCUACGAUGAUAGAACUUUUUUGGCAUUUUGCAGUGGAUUCUUCUUCUUCUCUGUCUGUGGUUUCUGCUUUCAUCUCAAAUAUGAAGUGUCUACUGUAUUUGAUUUUUUUCAAAAGUCUUAUAGAUUGAAGCCUUCCUGUGCUAUGCCAUCUCCUCAAUGUACUAAAAGUAGCAGUUGUGUCUGAAUUUCUUUCCUCGAAGGUGGCGGUUCAGUCGAAAUUGGACAUCAUACAUUGUUUCAGAUUUCUAAGAAGUAGUAGAUUCAUUUUUUGGUAGCACAUUGUGUAUCUUUGACAACUAACAUGAUUUCAGAUGAAAACACUGUAUGCUCUAUAUUCAACUCUUGACAAGUAGUGUCAUUAAAUCAAUUUGUUGCAAAUCAAGAAGCUUUCGGAGCUCAGUUCAGAUCAUUCCAAUGUAAUGCAUCUCCUCUGUCAAACAUUUAGUCUACGAUUUAGAUCAAAUAACUGUUAUAUCAUUCCAAUAACACAGUGGCAAUGUAUUUGUUUUGUGUACUUCAAUUUUUCUGUUACAUUACUUUUUUCCCACACGAUGAUCUGUCGCUUGGAAAAAUAGGACAAGUGGAAGUGUUGAGAUUGAAUCGUAAAACAGUCGUUCUCCUAUGGGACAUAAACUCAACCGAACCUGCCACCUGUGGAUCUUUCAUCGCCACAGACACAAAACACUGUUCUGCCUUCUCUUCCAACUUCUGUACUUCUGUUUUGGGCAUAUAAAUGAAGUACCACAGUUUGUUUUUCAUAUGAUCAUCCUGUAAUAUACACAACAAGAAAAUCAGAUGAUGGAAGUAAUGGACUUGAUUAAAUGUUUCUACUCUACUUUUAUACAUUAUUUUCUUAUCAAACUAGUUGACAAGUAUUUUUAUAUGUUUAUAAGUGAAUACACAUUCACAGCAUAGCUGUGUAUAUAUGUAAAGAGGGAUAUUUAAUUAUCUUGAUUAUUUUAAUCUGAAGAUGACUGUUGGCCCAAAUUUACUAAAUUGAAUUCUUCACCCAGAUGUGACCGAGAAUGUUGUUUCUUCUUGUGUCUUAAUAAUGGAGAAUAUACUGAUCUUUGAGGUGUUCAGCACCAGCUCUGAGCAUAAAACGCUAGGUCAGGUGGGAAAGGGUCAUAGAAAUAAUUCUGAUCUUUACAUGAGAGCUUAAAAUCACAAGGAUAAAUUAUUAUAAUCACCGGAAUUUGAAAUACCUACUUCCCAUCUUAUUCCAAAUCCUAGUAUACAUCCAAAUCAUACUGUUUUUAUCUUCUUUUGCUUCCAUAUCAAUGUCUUUUUGCCCUGUGUCUAGCUUUUGGUGCUACAAUAAAAUCUGUCAU